AUGGUUCCUCCAUUGCUGCAGAUGGGUUCACUCUCGAUUUUGUUACUCGCGGCAGUCACACCUUCGCUCGCCGCUUCAGUCAAUACUGCAGGUUUGCCAGUGAACUGGUCCUACAAAGGAUGUUACGUCGAUAGUGUAGCAGCCCGUGUCCUCAGCGGUUCCGCCUACAAUUCGGACUCACAAACCGAAGGGGCCUGCGCGUCAUACUGUGGCACCAAGGGCUUCAAGUAUGCCGGCGUCGAGUACGGCGUGGAAUGCUACUGUGGUAAUGUCCUCACCGUUGCCGCUGCUGAGGCAGAGGCCGACUGUGCCAUGGCGUGCGCGGGCAACGCGGACGAGCUGUGUGGCGGCCCCAACAGAAUCAAUGUCUUUGAGAACACGGCCACGUCCGCAACCUCUCCAGCUACCACAUCCGCAACCUCUCCAGCUACCACGACCGUCCCCACCAACACCGCUGUUGCUGUCGCAGGCUGGACAGCUGGCGGUUGCUACACGGAUAAUGUAGCUGCCCGGAGCCUUCCACAAGGCGUGGCCGUUGCCGGAAAUGCCGCCAUGACCAUCACGCUCUGCCUGACGGCUUGUCAGGCAGCUGGGUACAGGAUUGCUGGCCUCGAAUACGCGAGCCAGUGCUACUGCGGCAAUGCAUUUGCGAAUGGCGGUGCGCUCGCCCCCGAUGGAAACGCCCAGUGCAACAUGCCGUGCGACGGGAAUCCCGCAGAGACGUGCGGAGGUCCGGAUCGACUCAAUGUAUUCUUCCACUCAGGCUCUAGUGGUGACUCAGGAACCGGAUGGUCCUAUAAAGGUUGCUGGGUCGACAACAAACAAGGCCGCAUCAUGAACGGACCCCAGGCGGACCUAACCACCAUGACUAUCGAAUCCUGUAUCGCAACCUGCGUCGCCGCUGGAUACGCCAUCGCCGGACUCCAGUAUUCCUCGCAAUGCUUCUGUGACAACGAGCUCAGGAACGCGGCCACCCUGGCCGCGGUCGAUUCCAUGUGCUCCACGCCAUGUGCCGGCUCCACGGUCGAGAUCUGCGGCGGCGGCAACCUGGACAGCGUCUACGCCGCCCGCGCCAUCGAUGUCAUCGGCCCGGCCGCCCCUCAAAAGGCUGGACUCCCCGGACUCUGGCAAUACAAGGGAUGCCUCAUGGACCAGGACCCCAAGUCUCUCCCGGAGAAGAUCGCCUAUGCUGGAACUAACACUGGUAACAAGUGCCUGAAGGCAUGCUCUGAUUACGGUUACAAUGCUGCUGGUAUGGAGUACGGUGAGGAGUGCUACUGUGGUGAUAAGAGCGACCCCUCCAAGGUUGGAGCCAAACUCGUCGCCGAGUCCGACUGCUCCACCCCCUGCCCUGGUGACGCUCGGUACCUCUGCGGUGCUGGCAACAGACUCUCCUACUACGAAUGGGUUGGUGCGCCAAUUCAGAAUUACGGAUUCCCCCAGGGUGCCGCAGCUGGCGAGUAUGUUCUCCUCGGCAAAGCCCCCGUCAUUGCCCUGAUCACUACCCAAGGCCUCAACGGCAAGGUAACCUUCGUCGAGAAGUCCGGCACGUCUACUACCCCUGGCUCAACUGGUGCAUACGAAUGGGAUCCCUCUGCCAACACUUUCCGUACUAUGCACGUCAAGACCGAUGUCUUCUGCUCUGCUGGUCUCGUCCUCCCUGAUAAGGUCGGCCGCCAGAUCAACAUCGGUGGCUGGUCCGGUGACUCGACUUACGGAAUCCGUCUGUACUGGCCUGAUGGAUCCCCCGGCACAGCAUCCGUCAACGACUGGCAAGAGAACUACCAGGAGCUGGCUCUACAGAAUGGUCGCUGGUACCCCAGCGCCAUGGUCAUGGCCAACGGCUCCAUUCUCGUCGUCGGCGGUGAGAACGGAUCUAACGGCCCACCCGUGCCAACUCUUGAGCUGCUUCCACGUGCUGGAGGCGCCCUCUACAUGGAGUGGCUCCAGCGCACCGAUCCGUAUAACUUGUAUCCCUUCCUCGCUGUCCUGCCUUCCGGUGGUAUCUUCGUGGCGUACUACAACGAGGCUAUCAUCCUAGAUGAGAAGACCUUCGCCACGCAGAAGAAGCUCCCCAACAUCCCCGGCGCAGUCAACAACCCUCUCGGCGGCCGCACAUACCCGCUUGAGGGAACGAUGGUUCUCCUGCCUCAACACGCGCCGUACACUGAGCCUCUUGGUGUCCUGAUCUGCGGUGGUUCCACGCCAUUCGGCGGCUACGCCAUCGACAACUGCGUUUCCACCGUCCCCGAGGCCGCGAACCCAACCUGGACCAUCGAGAAGAUGCCCUCCAAGCGCGUCAUGUCCUGCAUCUGUGCGCUGCCGGACGGAACCUACCUGAUCCUGAACGGCGCCCACGUCGGCGUCGCCGGUUUUGGAUUGGCCUCCAACCCUAACCACAACGCGCUUCUCUACGACCCAACCAAGCCUAUCAACUCCCGCAUCAGCAUCAUGGCAAAUACUACCAUCGACCGCUUCUACCACUCUGAGGCUAUCCUCCUUCAAGACGGCCGCGUCCUCGUCACGGGAUCCGACCCGGAGACCGAUGGCCUGGAGCAGGAAUACCGCAUCGAGGCUUUCAUCCCACCUUAUCUCAAGACCGGACGCCCAGUCCCCUCCUACACCAUCACCGACAAGGACUGGAAGUACGGCGAGACCGUGACCGUGACCGUCACUCUGCCAUCUGGCGGCGUGCCAAAGUUCUCCCUCAUGGGCGCCGAGAGCAGCACCCACGGUAACUCGAUGGGUCAGCGCACUAUCUUCCCGGCGUUCACGUGUACCCGCAACAGCUGUACCAUUACGGCGCCGCCGACUGCGCAUGUUGCCCCACCCGGAUGGCAUCAGUUGUUUCUCCUCGAGGGCGGCGUGCCGAGUAAGAGUCAGUAUGUGAGGAUUGGUGGUGAUCCCGGUAACUUGGGCGCGUGGCCCAAGUUGUCGGAUUUCAAGGUGCCCGGUUCUGGUUAA
Messenger RNA from Pseudogymnoascus destructans, 2964 nucleotides. RefSeq lists its product as uncharacterized. The record is from RefSeq and is a predicted model, not a curated record. NCBI's taxonomy places the organism in Eukaryota, Fungi, Ascomycota, Leotiomycetes, Thelebolales, Thelebolaceae. Bases 1 to 2964 code for a protein of 987 amino acids. The transcript is spliced from 5 exons.